Molecule: messenger RNA, 1424 nt
Organism: Clarias gariepinus (North African catfish)
Lineage: Eukaryota; Metazoa; Chordata; Actinopteri; Siluriformes; Clariidae
Gene: pgam1a
Product: phosphoglycerate mutase 1a
Exons: 4
Coding region: 128-892 (254 amino acids)
Biological process (GO): glycolytic process
Molecular function (GO): intramolecular phosphotransferase activity
Source: RefSeq, a predicted model, not a curated record
AGGACGGUAUAUAUUAGCGCUUUCGCAAAGGUCGACAACCUGCAUGAUUUCAGCUCGGGUCCUGUGAAGUGUGCUUUUAAUACCUCCACGAUACGGUUAUUAUUUAGAAAAAGGAAAAUCUAUAUAAAUGGCUGCUCAUAAAUUAGUUCUGAUUCGCCACGGUGAGAGCUGCUGGAACCAGGAGAACCGUUUCUGCGGCUGGUUUGAUGCUGACCUCAGUGAGACUGGGAUUCAGGAGGCAGUAAGAGGCGGACAGGCCUUAAAAGAUGCUGGCUUUGAGUUUGACGUUUGCUACACCUCUGUCCUGAAGAGGGCCAUCCGUACCUUAUGGCUAGUUUUGGAUGGCAUCGAUCAGAUGUGGCUUCCUGUGCACAGGACUUGGCGUCUGAAUGAGCGCCACUAUGGUGGUCUGACUGGUUUAAAUAAAGCUGAGACUGCUGCCAAGCACGGUGAGGCGCAGGUGAAGAUCUGGAGGCGCUCAUAUGAUAUCCCUCCUCCUUCCAUGGAUGCAGACCAUGACUACUACAGUGUUAUUAGCAAGGAUCGGCGUUAUGCUGACCUGACUGAGGACCAGCUGCCUUCGUGUGAAAGCCUGAAGGACACUAUUGCUCGUGCACUUCCGUUCUGGAAUGAAGAGAUUGUGCCUCAAAUCCAGCAGGGCAAGAGGGUGCUGAUUGCUGCUCAUGGCAACAGCUUGAGGGGUAUAGUCAAGCACCUGGAAGGUAUGUCAGAAGAAGCCAUUAUGGAGCUGAAUCUCCCUACAGGCAUCCCCAUACUUUAUGAGCUAGAUGAGAACCUGAAGCCCAUCAAGCCAAUGCAGUUCCUGGGAGAUGAGGAGACUGUGCGAAAGGCCAUGGAGGCUGUGGCAGCACAGGGGAAAGCCAAGAAGUAGUUUACUCCCAUCGACCAAUUGUUUAAAGCACUGAAAGCUCUACAGCAACCUACUCGUAAACAUUUACCCUCAUGAUGCAGUGCAUGUUUGGAUCUUGUAUCUUAAUGUUGAGUGACCUUGAUAGUUACGUAUAUUUGACCAAAAUGUAGUUAUGAAUAGUAUUUAUUGACCACGUACCAUUAGGGACCACUUAAUUUGUCCUGACACCCUUCAACCAAAUGCUUUCAUAUGUUACGGACCAGAAACCUGAACUGUAGGCUGGAGAAAGAUUUUACUGUAAUUUAUAAUCUGAUUGUACAUUCAGAACAGGGAUUCUAGCAAAUAACAGAAUGUCAUUUAACAGUUAACUGUCUGGAUAUAUUAAGAUGCUGUGCACUUUGAUAGAAUUGAAGACAAUGCACUUUUGUUCACGAAGGUUUAUCUUGUUUCAGGCUGUAAAGUUUAAAAUGCAAUCAUUUCCUUGCAUAAUGAAUUGAGUAGAGCUAUACCAAGUGGAAGCCCAAUAAAAGUGCAAUACACUUUCGACUUUAAA